GCCGCGUUCGAGUAGCAAACAAACAGCGGAGGAAAAAAUCCCGUAACGGUGGACUCGACUUAAAAAAACAUAAAAAAAAAUAAAAACGGAUGGCAAGUGUUUGUGGGCCGCGGCUCUCCCCCCGCGGUCCGAGUCUUGGGUUAUAGACAGGGAGCGGCGCUUACAAAAAAAAGACGAGGUGGAGGUGGGACGUGGCCAGACUGAGGAACCGGUGGCUUUAAAGUCUGAGACGAAACGACGAAGCGAUGGCGAUCGGUCGCACUGCGAGGGCCGUUUGGCGUCCGUCACCGAGCUGCGGGUGAAAACGGUCAUGUAGCUGCCGCCCCGUUUUCUGUGGGGACGAGCCGUUUUGAACGUUACUAGCGGCAGCGACGACGACGACAGCUCUCAUGGACUCAUCGUCGUCGGUAGCGCUGCGAAGGAGGUUGGAGAUCCGGAGUUCUGGUCCUGGUCCUGGUCCUGGUCCUGGUCUUGGUCUUGGUCACGGUUCUGGUCCGCGCCUGAACGGCUGCGUGCCGCUUUCCCACCAGGUGGCUGGCCACAAGUACGGCGUGGACAAAGUAGGUAUUCUGCAGCAUCCGGAUGGCACAGUCCUGAAACAGCUCCAGCCGCCUCCCAGAGGACCCAGAGAGAUGCAGUUCUACAGCAUGGUUUAUGCAGAAGACUGCCAUGACCCCUGCCUCCUCACCCUGCAGCAGCAUCUUCCCAAAUUCUUUGGCACCUGGUCUUCUCCUGACAGCCCCACAGACCUGUACCUGAAGCUGGAGGACGUGACUCGCAGAUUCCAGAAGCCCUGCAUCAUGGAUGUGAAGAUCGGCCAGCGGAGCUAUGACCCGUUCGCCUCGCAGGAGAAGCGCGAACAGCAGAUCAGGAAGUACCCGCUGAUGGAGGAGAUAGGCUUCCUGGUGCUUGGGAUGAGGGUGUACAACGUGGGCUCGGACAGCUUCGACUCAUAUGAUCAGCAUUAUGGAAGAGGUCUUGUGAAGGAGACCAUCAAAGACGGAUUAUCCAAGUUCUUCUUCAAUGGAGAUGUUCUCCGCAAAGACGCCAUCACUGCCAGCAUCAUAAAAGUCCAGAAGAUCCUCCUUUGGUUUGAGGGCCAGAGCCAGCUGAACUUUUAUGCAAGCUCUUUGCUCUUUGUAUAUGACGGGGUUCCCUCCGCCAGCCCCCGUAUGCUCAGCCCAGAAGAGAAGACCACAGCUCGGACCCUUGAGAAGAUUGACGGAGUGCUGGAGUACAACAACAACAUCGACCAGAGCCUCUCCACCAUGUACUCCCUGCACAAGAAGGGCUGCACCAGUAGCCAUCACCAGGCCAAACAGGACAACAGCAAGUGGCAGCCCAACGGCAACCGCAGCCCAAUUCAGCUGGAAGCCAAAGGUCAGGACAAGCCAGGAGAAGCUGACCUGUCAGCUGCAGAUGUGGAGGUGAGGAUGAUAGACUUUGCCCAUGUUUUCCCAAGUGAGGUCCAGGACCACGGCUACAUCUAUGGCCUGAGGAACCUACUGAAGGUGCUCCAGGAGAUCCUAGAGAACUGAAAGGUUCUUCUUACACUUUCAUCCAUAGAGAUGCUCAUCUCAUCCUAGAGCAGUGGUUCUCAAUUCCACUUCUUGAGUACCCCACUGCCCUGCACAGUUUCAAGUAUUCUUAUGGUUCCCACAGUGUUGGUAGACCUACAGCGGUGGUUCUUAAACUGGUCCUUGCCCCCCCCCCACCAAUGGUCCACAUUUUUACAUGAUCCCAACUCCCAACACAUAAGGACAGAGUAAAAAUAUGGACUGUUUGGGUCCUUAAUGACUGAAUUUGAGAACCAAUGACCUAGUAAAUCUGUACAUUAAAAAAAUCCAAGAUAAAAAAAGGAUUACAGUAAAAUCUAUGAAAAAAAUAGGAAAAAUAUGCAAUUUUAUUUUCUGUUCUAAUGAGAUUUGUUUUUAAAUUAUGUUGUUAUUUAUGGUACGAAUGUCCAAAUUCAGAUUGACAGUAGGUUACAAUGAGGUUACGUGGUAAUGAGUCCUUUAGUGUUAAUUUUCUUAGUAACAUGCUUGACGUGAAGUCACCAGAUUGUUACUUUUAGCAACAUUAGCCCAUAUUUAUCAGAAUUGGCUUUUAUCAGUUUAUGUAAAUUUGUUCUAUUAAAGGUGCAAGCUGAUUCCAGGUUAGGUAGUUUGAUAAAGUGUGUCACUUUAGCAACGGGGCUUGUUGCUUUAGCAGCAGUUGCUAUUUUAGCAACUUCUGCUGAAGUGCGGGUAGUUCAAAUUAAAAGAACACUUGCUCAACGCUUUCACGGUUGCACCAUACUUCAGGUAAAUAUAAAAAUCUGCUUUCAUUGAAGUCAUGACAUUUUUAAAGUGGGUCUUUUAGAAGUCAAGUGUGUUGGGGCAGGGAAUACCUCAAACUGUGCAGGGUUUGAAGACCACUGUCCUAGAUGAAUGCUCUGAGGUUCAUAAAGGGGGGGGAGAUGUAGCUACUCACAAACUUCUUCCCCUUCCAAGCCCUCUAUUCUGCACUACCUGGACUAGCAAAACCUUUGUCUGAUAUACAUGUGCUUGGUCCUUUUAACAGCCACAUACAGUUUCUGUAUUUUACUCAGGUAAACUGAUAUUCAUCCCAGAAAAAGGAGAAAUGUAUCUAAGACACCUUAGACACUGUCUUAACACUCUCUCUGUUUUGCUUCAGUGCGCAACUACAUAUAUUUGGCUCGUAUUUGCAGAUAUGACACAAGGUAUUUGUUUUUCAUGUUAUUAUUUUAAUAGAUGUAACAUUGUUUUAAGUGACUUUGUUCAGUAGGAAUAAGGUUUUACGAGUACAUAUUUGUCAAUAUUUCUUUAAUAUUCGCUGCCAAAAUUAACCCUGCCUGUCAGUGACGUUUUGUGAUUUCUGAACUUUGUGAUUUUUGAUCUAAACCUACACAAAAUUUCCCCAUGUAAAUAGGAUACGAAUUAUGUUUUGUGCUUACCGAUGCAAUAUGCAGAGGCGUGAUGACAAUGACAAGCAAAUAGAACGGGAGUGGAAAUCUUUAUUGAGGUUUAGAAAUCGUUCAGUCCAUUGACGAUCUGCCCCCCUUGUCAUGAUUGAGUGCCUGCGAAGGCUGACAGAAUGCCAUCUAUUGCUGAAGAGUGACCGAUGGCUCACACAUCUGCUUAAGUUUAUAUUCAUUCAUUCUGGCAGGAUUUGAGUGCAUUUUUAAUAAUGCUGUAUCAGCUGAUAAAGUGUCUUCUUGAGUGUGAUUGGAAAGAAGGAAGCUUUAUUUUGAGCAUAACAAUGCUAUUGAUUUCAACAAGAGAGGCUGAAACUACCAUAGGAAUGUUGAUCAUAAAAAAGAGCCAUAGACUGAGAGAGAGAGAGGGAGAGAGAGAAUGCUUGCAAGCGAAUGAACUAUAUUUAUUCUCAAAAUCAAGAGAACAAUCUCAGAUGUGUCAUUAUUUUUGUUUCGUUUUUGUUUUGUUCCUCAUUAGUCAUUGGCUACAUAUUUUUCUUUGUUUUUUAACAUUCAAACUUAACCAUAGCCUUGCCCAUAACCGUUUUCUAUCUUUUUAUACAUGCAUGUUGUUUAAUAGCAGUCCUCAACUUGAAAUGUAUUUAUAUUGGCAAGAAUUCUUUUUACCUCUUUUUUUAAACCUAUAGGGCAUUGCAAGUUUUAUCUCAUGUACAGUACACUGCAAACGUUAAAGACCACUUUUCAUUUAUUUAUUAUUCCAUUAAGGGAAAAAAAAAGCAAAAAAAUAUAUUUAACGGACUUGCUUUCAGUUUUUGAGUUCAGUCUUAGAAGUUGGUUGCAUUUUCUGCUUUGCUCAGUCAAAGUAAUCCCAAACACAUUCAGUGAUAUUGAGGUCUGGACUCUGCACAGUCCAUUGUCCUGAGAACACUAGCAGCUUAUUUUUUUCACUGGCAUUUUUAUUGUCUCUUUCCUUUUCUUAGUAACAGCUAUAACAGCUGCACAUCCUUUCAAACCCAGAGCAUUCAGUUGCCUUCUCAGUUUGGAAAGAUAGAUAGCAAUACCUGUGGAUUUUUUUCAGAUUUGAAGCAAGAGUGGAGCUUCAUUUUUUUCUAACUCUCCAUGAUGAAAGCUUUAAGUACUGUUUAUCUGAUUGUGACAGUUUUGAGGAGUGCCAUUUUCUCUAUAUCUUUCAACCUCCAGUUUUGGAGACUUGUACUCAGUGGCUGUUUUGACAGGAAAUUUAAAUAAAUGAAGGGUGGUCUCUGAAUUUUGCACAGUACUGUAAGUGCAUUAUCACUGUACACGCUCACAUACUUACAAUUCCAUGUACUUUAUUACUCAUCUCAGUACUGUUUAGUUAUUACUAGGGCUGUCACUGAUUAUUCGACUAAAUUUCUUGCUGAAUAGGCAGCGAUUAAUUGGCAGAUUUUAAAUUCUCUAACUCAGUGUUUCCCAAACCGGUCCGCAGGCCCCCAAGACGGUCCAUAUUUUUCUCUAUCCUAUCGUUUGGAAAACGCUGCUCUAACUGGUCUCUCCUACAGUAAAAAAAACAGCUUUAUGGGCACAUCCAUUGAUAUGUUUGUGCAUUUGGAAUAUUUGAAAGGCUAUGCUGUUUAUACUUACAUAAACAGUAGUGGCAGCCCUAGUUCCUACUCAGUUUAUUAAAGAAAUCAGGAAAGUAUUGUUUUAUUUCAUGUAUUGCUUUUCAAAAUAUGUAUGUAUGUCUCAUGACUUUGUCUUAUGCUGAAAGACUGCCGCUAGCUAUGAAAUUGUUUUAACAUUCCCAUUCAUUUGAGCCCCCUUUGAAGCUCUCUGUUUGUCCCUGAAGAGGAAAGCCUAGCGUAGAAGGAAAAAACAUAUGGAAUUGCAUGUCUUUGGGCAAAGUCAAAACUACCUGUGUAUGUAAUUCCCUGGCUUGUCUAGCUCUCAGGAACAUGUUAACUUCAAAGCAUUUGAUAAGACAACGAUGUAUGCAAAGACUCGAAACAAACAGGCUGUCCCAUAUCGUGGCUGUCUUCAGCCAGUUAAAACCAGCUGCGUUUGCUAUGUAGCAUGGUCAGUGAAGCAUCUCGCUUGCAUUCCAUAUGUAUUUGGGCUGGUUGUAAAUGUAGUUAUGUUAUACCAUAAUGCCCAUUUUAUUUUAGUUUUUUAUUUCAUGCACUGAAGAAAGUGGAAAUACUGUAUGAUGUAACGAUGUGCAUCAACCCUUCUGCUGUGAACUAAUGCAUUCUUCUCAAAUUUGUUUUGGAUCUUUUAUUUUGGAUUUAUAAUGUUUUAUAAUGCUAAUGUGUUUCUAACUGCACCUGACUGGAAGUUGUGGUGGUGCUCAAGGCACUUUAAUGAUACUCUAGACUGGAGUUUGCCCAUGAAACAGGUAAAUUUGAACUAACUGUAAGGGCAUCUUACACCUUAAAUAUUUCUUCAAGUUUAUUCUCAUGUUUUUCAACAAGUGGUUUUGAUCUCAUUUUUUUUCUGUGACAAAUAAGACGAAUUUUUGCUAUGUGCAUUCUUACUAAGAGUCAGGGUAAAUUUGAAUAUGAUGGAAUAUGAUAUGUAUCCUUAAACCUUUCUCUGCUGUCCUGUCUCCUGGAAUAUGCAGGCUAGUUUCAGUAGAGUCUGAAUAUUGGCCAAUGUCUCUUUGAUCCCAAUUACUGUAAUGGGUUAACCCAUGAAGCCAUGAAGUGGCAGCGUUGGGGUAAAUAAAACCUAGGACUCAACAGCCACUAUUAUUACUGCAUCCAAAUGUUCUUUGUGUUUUGUUAUUGAUGUAUUCAUACUCCUCCCACAAAUGCAUUCUUUUGUAGCAAAUAUAAGAAAUUGUAGCUAGGGAUGAUAUCUGCAAUCUAUUGGUAUGGGCAGAUAAUUUCUUGAAACAAAAAUAUUGGCAUGGGAAAGAAAUUUAGAUUUGGUUGUUCAAACUGUUACUAUGCUAAAAUAUCUAUAUUUUAGUCAUUUUACUACAUUUGUAUGCCUACGGAAAUGCUACUUGGAUCCUUCCUAAUAGUGUAGUCUCAAAUAUAAUUUGAAAUGAAUUAAUUUGAAUAAUAUGACCAAAACCUCCUUUACAAUUUUUCAUGCGGUUAAUGGGAUUUUUGCCAGUGUUGUAUCGGACCCUUAGAACCUCAUUACAGGUGCUACGAAAAAAACGCAUUUGUGGGUGAAGCAUGGAUCAGUUAUCUGACUGUAUUAAGCUUUGGUUUUGGAUGAACCACUCCAGCUUUGGGUCAUUACUGGAAUGAUCGAAGUGAGCAGAAGGCGCCUAGUCACCCCUGUCCUCAUCAGUGGAACUUACUACAACUUUUGUAAAAUAGAUGUAUAACAUGUAAUAAGAACUCAUGAUACUGGGUGUAUAUUUGGCAAAUUUACCAUUAUUAAUAAAAUACGUAAAAACUUA
Molecule: messenger RNA, 6332 nt
Organism: Colossoma macropomum (tambaqui)
Lineage: Eukaryota; Metazoa; Chordata; Actinopteri; Characiformes; Serrasalmidae
Gene: ipmkb
Product: inositol polyphosphate multikinase b
Exons: 6
Coding region: 390-1538 (382 amino acids)
Biological process (GO): inositol phosphate biosynthetic process
Cellular component (GO): nucleus; cytoplasm
Molecular function (GO): inositol tetrakisphosphate kinase activity; inositol-1,4,5-trisphosphate 3-kinase activity
Source: RefSeq, a predicted model, not a curated record